Molecule: messenger RNA, 820 nt
Organism: Olea europaea var. sylvestris
Lineage: Eukaryota; Viridiplantae; Streptophyta; Magnoliopsida; Lamiales; Oleaceae
Exons: 3
Coding region: 1-504 (167 amino acids)
Biological process (GO): endoplasmic reticulum tubular network organization
Cellular component (GO): endoplasmic reticulum tubular network
Source: RefSeq, a predicted model, not a curated record
AUGGCAGAAAAACUUAAUGGAAAGUUUAUUCUUUGUUACUAUGAUUCACUUGGCAGCCUGCAUCAUCAAUUGGAGAGUCCUCAUAUUUCUGAGCAUCAACAGGUGAUUGUGGAGCAUCAUCAUCAAACAGGUUCAAGCACACAUGAUGGCGGAUGGAUUGCUCGAAUUGCGGCAUUGCUCGUGGGAGAGGAUCCGACACAAUCUUUUGCACUUAUAUGUGGAAACUGUCAUAUGCACAAUGGGCUUGCUAGGCAAGAGGACUUUCCUUACAUAACUUACUACUGCCCACAUUGCAAUGCCCUGAAUAAGCCAAAGCAAUCUGAUCAACGCGUUUCUGGUUCAAAUUCCCCUAACACGACCACCUCAAUGAAUGUGGUCGAUGCAGAGGUGACAAGAAGUGCUGGUGAUUCCAUCGACAGGAUACCUGUUGGCAAUAGCCCUGUGGCUGCUGCUUUGGAGACAUCCAAAAGUGAGAAGAUAGCAACUGGCAAUUCGGUCAACUAGCAGACUUUAUGUGCAUUCUUACCGGGUCGAAUGGUGCUGUUUUCCCGAGUGUAGUAAAUGUAAUAGGUGGUUUCCUUCCAUCAUCUUUAACAGAGACUAUAAACUCGUUGCAAGUUUUCUGUCAUUAUAGCGGAAGACCUCUUCUUAUCUUGAGUUAUUUGUGUAAUGGUAUCUGAUUCUGUCAAUAGCGAGAAAUUUUCUGGACUUGGCCUCAAUCCACAGUUGUGGAUGAUGCUGUGCCCAAGUGGCAGUUGAGUGGUGCUAUAGAUUUAAGUUUUGCAGAUUCAUUUUAUUUGACAAAUUUUGUCUUUAAAAA